Messenger RNA from Penicillium cosmopolitanum, 444 nucleotides. Its product is annotated as pH-response transcription factor pacC. NCBI's taxonomy places the organism in Eukaryota, Fungi, Ascomycota, Eurotiomycetes, Eurotiales, Aspergillaceae. The record is from RefSeq and is a predicted model, not a curated record. The transcript has a single exon. Bases 1 to 444 code for a protein of 147 amino acids. Gene Ontology annotation, cellular component: nucleus. Gene Ontology annotation, biological process: positive regulation of transcription by RNA polymerase II.
AUGGCUGUCAAUGGCACGUCCACAGAUAACUUUCAUGAAUUGCUCUGCCAAUGGAUUGGAUGCAGCGAAACUUUUUUCACUGCGGAGGCCUUAUAUGUAAGCUCUUCGGCUGAUAAUUUGUCUCCAAAAGGUCUAACUGUUGUUGCGACACAGGAGCACCUCUGCGGGUGGCAUGUUGGCCGCAAUAUCACCAAAACCCCCAGCUUAGCAUGCCAAUGGGGCAAUUGCAAUGCUGUUGCUACCAAGCGUUACCAUAUGACAUCCCAUGUCCGGGCCCAUGUGCCCUUUAAGCCUCACAAAUGUCAUGUCUGUGAUGAUUCUUACAAGCGCCCCCAGGAUUUGAAGAAUCAUGUCAAGACGCAUGUGAAUGACUCGGAAAUUCAAUCUCCUGAAAUGGACCUGAAGCAUCCGAAUAUGAUAUUCCCUAGCAAUCGGAAAGUUUAA